GCUGGCGAAUUCAUUAGAGCCUUGAGGCCGUUGCAUCUAAUCGAAAGGCCAGGAAGGCUCAGACCCCUCCAUUUCCAAUCCCCUUUCGCUCAGAAAUAUCCUUUCAGCACAAUUAGUGCUGUGCCUGAUUUCUCUGCAGGUGCGCUCACAUAUUUGUCAAAAUUUCUCUCAUCGAGGAUCUUGAGGCUGCGGAGGAAGAAAUCAUGGGUGCAGGAGCCAGUGCUGAGGACAAAAAGUCCAAGGAGCUGGAGAAGCAGCUCCAGGAGGAUGCAGACAAAGAGGCGAAAACAGUCAAACUUCUGCUGCUCGGUGCUGGGGAAUCAGGGAAAAGCACCAUUGUCAAACAAAUGAAGAUUCUCCAUCAAGGCGGUUACACAAGAGAGGAGCAGAUGGAAUUUAGAGCAAUCAUCUAUGGCAACAUCCUGCAGUCUGCUCUGGCUAUCAUCAGAGGCAUGGAGAUGCUUGGCAUAGAUUUUGGAACACCUUCUGCUCAGGAGGAUGCACAGAAGCUGCAGAACCUGUCGGACUCCAUUGAAGAAGGAACGAUGCCUCCUGAGCUGGCUGAUGUCAUCAAGAAGCUGUGGAAGGAUUCUGGUGUGCAGGCCGCCUUUGAGAGGGCUGCUGAGUACCAGCUAAACGACUCUGCCGGCUACUACCUCAGUGAAAUGGACAGAAUCUGCCAGUCAGAUUACAUCCCAACCGAGCAGGACGUGCUGCGAUCUCGAGUCAAAACAACCGGUAUCAUUGAAGAACAGUUCUCCUGCAAAGAGCUGCACUUCAGGAUGUUUGACGUGGGAGGUCAGAGGUCAGAGAGAAAGAAGUGGAUCCACUGUUUCGAGGGUGUGACCUGCAUCAUCUUCUGCGGAGCUCUCAGCGCUUACGACAUGGUGUUGGUAGAGGACGAUGAAGUGAACCGCAUGCACGAGUCGCUCCAUCUAUUCAACAGUAUCUGCAACCACAGGUUCUUUGCGCUGACUUCCAUCGUGCUUUUCCUCAACAAGAAGGAUCUCUUUGAAGAGAAGAUCAAGAAAGUCCACCUGAGUAUUUGCUUCCCAGACUACGACGGCCCCAACACGUACGACGACGCCAGCAACUACAUCAAGACACAAUUCUUGGAUCUGAAUAUGAAGAAGGGUCAGAAAGAAAUCUACUCCCACUUGACCUGUGCCACAGACACGAAGAACGUCGAGAUUGUGUUCAACGCCGUGACAGACAUCAUCAUCAAAGAAAACCUCAAAGAUUGCGGUCUUUUCUAAGCAAAUCUGGAGUUAAACAUGGUACUAUAUCUCAUCUAGAAACUGUUGCAGAGUAAUAGGACCCACAUGAGGCAGACCCCUGCAAAUUCAAUUUAACUCUCUGACAGCGACUCAUUUCUGGUCAUCCUGCGUUGCCAGGCAACAACGUCUGGCUGUAACAUGAGCAAAAUCAAGCAAGUCAGUUUGGACCCUUUGGGAUUGCCGAGGAUGACAAAGAUAACAAUAAUGAAGCGAUACCUGUAGUGACCCAAGAUAAAGAUCAGCUCCUUCCAAACAUGUUGAAUUCAUUUGGAAAGCACAUCAAGCAGCUGCAGAUGUUGCACAAUAUUUAUCUUUAGCUGAUGUCUGAAGAUUAUUUCACCUGUUCUGACUUUCUCUACUUUGCAGAGCACUCUUCUUCAACCGUAACCCCUCACACAUUGGCAUUUAAAAAAAAAGGUGUUCUGAUGGAGCACAGAGGAUCCUCUAGACUGUUGUGUUCAUGUCACCGUCUCCAUGCCAAGUUUUGGUCCUCGAACUCUCCUAAAACACCUCCCAUCGAUCUGUAACAUACGGCACAUCCGACUGGGCUGAAACAACCACGGACUUAGAGUUUUUCUACAGGAUAAAGAGUUUGUCUCACAGGGUUGAAGGUGAAACAGCUGCUUCUUUGACCUAUUAAAAAAAACACUAAACAUUUUAAUAGUGUCAUUGCAAACUUUUAUUUAUUUUUUUCGAGAAUUGUAGUCUUGAUAUUUGAAGUGAAAUGUUGCUGCGGAAAUAUCUGCCAGUGCUAUCCAAAUGACAAAUCGGACCGUACGUGUAUCUCAUCUAAAUAUAGUGUUAAUGUAUUGGAUUCAUUUAACAUUUAAUGUGAUAAAUAAAUGUCACCUGAUCAAACAAGAUAGAGAAGCUUUGUAAAUAAGAGUAGAUAGUUUAUUAUAUUUGGAAUGAUAAUAUGUAUGAGAGAGGGAACUACUAGAGGGUUGGUGCUUUAUUUUGAAAGGAGAGUGAAAAUCUACUGUGUUCUUUCUUAAGAAAUGUAGAGGCACGGAAUAAAAAUGCAUUAACUUCA
This is a messenger RNA of Nothobranchius furzeri (turquoise killifish), 2310 nucleotides long. RefSeq names its product guanine nucleotide binding protein (G protein), alpha transducing activity polypeptide 2 (gene gnat2). Gene Ontology annotation, molecular function: GTP binding; G protein-coupled receptor binding; GTPase activity. NCBI's taxonomy places the organism in Eukaryota, Metazoa, Chordata, Actinopteri, Cyprinodontiformes, Nothobranchiidae. Gene Ontology annotation, cellular component: heterotrimeric G-protein complex; photoreceptor outer segment; photoreceptor inner segment. The record is from RefSeq and is a predicted model, not a curated record. Gene Ontology annotation, biological process: adenylate cyclase-modulating G protein-coupled receptor signaling pathway; detection of chemical stimulus involved in sensory perception of bitter taste.